Zonotrichia leucophrys gambelii is the source of this 695-nucleotide messenger RNA. It is a transcript of the gene PYM1, whose product is annotated as PYM homolog 1, exon junction complex associated factor. Gene Ontology annotation, biological process: exon-exon junction complex disassembly. The record is from RefSeq and is a predicted model, not a curated record. Lineage: Eukaryota; Metazoa; Chordata; Aves; Passeriformes; Passerellidae. Gene Ontology annotation, molecular function: RNA binding. The transcript has 4 exons. Bases 17 to 688 code for a protein of 223 amino acids. Gene Ontology annotation, cellular component: exon-exon junction complex; cytoplasm.
CGGCGCGCGCGCAAAGAUGGCGACGCCCUAUGUGACGGACGAGACCGGCAGGUACAUCCCCUCCACGCAGCGCCCGGACGGGACCUGGCGGAAGCAGCGCCGGGUCAAGGAGGGCUACGUGCCCCAGAGGGGUCCUGUCUACGAGAACAAAUACGUGAAAUUCUUCCGGAGCAAACCUGAGCUCCCACCGGGUCUGAACCCCGAGGCCGCCGCCCCCUCCCCGCCGGGCCGAGGGACCCCCGGGCGGCCCGAUGGGGGGGGCUGCGACCCCUCCCCAACUUUAUCCAAGAGCGCCCGAAGGAACCUGAAACGCAAAGAGAAAAGGAAACAGCAGCAGGAAAAAGAUCGGGAAAACCACGGGGACGGACUGAGCCAGGAGCUGGAAAAAAUCAACCUGGGAGGAGGAGGAGGAGGAGAUUCAGGGGGAAGUUCCGGGACCCCCUCGGGCAGCGCCCCCGUGCCCAGCCCGGGCAGCGCCCCCGUGCCCAGCCCCGGCAGCGCCCCCGGGAGCUCGGAGCGCGGCCGGCGCAUGAAGAGCCUGCGGAAGAAGCUGCGGCAGGUGCAGGAGCUGCAGCAGCGCCUGGAGCAGGGGGCGCUGCCCGAGCCCAGCCGGGAGCAGCUGGACAAGCUGGCACGGAGGAGGGCGCUGGAGGAGGAACUCAGGGCGCUGGAGCUGGACUCGGAGUGAUUGCGGG